AUGGAUACUAAUUCGUGGUCCGACGAUGACGUCUACGACUGGCUACAUCGGUUCUCGAUAGCUCUUGAACAAACAGUCCAAACAGGAGCCGACACCACGAAAGAGGAAAUUGUCAAGCUGCUUGCAUAUUUGACCACGUUCAAUGAAGCUAUUCAACGGAAUGGUAUUUAUCGACACCUCCAUCGGACACUAAAAUUAGCACAGGAUUUGUUAGACGCUGCCCUUACGCAGCAUGUCAAGAACGAACAGUUUUCAAUGAAGACAGAAUCAGAAAUCGGCGAUAUAGGAACAACAGAGAAGCUUCCCUCUGAAAUAUGUCCUUCCUCUGAUGUCACCGAUAUUAGACAGGCGAUUGAGUCUACAAUUGUGACCAACCUCGACGAGCUCCCUAAACUCAGUGAAAUUAUCGGUCUUGAAGAGGCAAAAACCGCUUUAUUCGAAGCUUUGGUGGAUCCCAUUCAGUAUCCGGAAUGGUUUGUUUCCUCAGAUCUGAAACCAUGGAAGGCUGUCCUACUCUAUGGUCCGCCAGGGACCGGGAAAUCUGCCCUCGCACAGGCCAUCGUGCGUGAAACAAAGUCGCAGUUGUAUCAGGUGUCUUCAUCGGAUCUGAUAUCCACAUGGAGUGGUCAGUCAGAACGCCUCAUUCGGGAACUUUUUGAUCACGCUGUUGCAUCAAAUAGAACUGCAGUAAUUUUCAUCGACGAAGUAGACAGUCUCUGCAGAAUAAGAUCUUCUUCUGAAGAUGACGCCAAUCGACGUGUGAAGACCGAGCUACUCGUCCAGAUACAACGCCUCCAAUCCACUUCUAAGGUUGUUCUAGUGUGUGCGACAAACUGCCCUUGGGAUCUCGAUCCUGCUUUCAUGCGAAGAUUCGAAAAGAAGAUUUAUGUCGGUCUUCCAGAUUACCGCUCUCGGCUAGAUAUGCUUAAAAGUCGUCUUUUGCACACCACGAUGGAUUCGAGUGUAUCAUUUGAAUGGAUAGCGGAAGCUACAAAUGGAUUCAGUGGAGAUGACAUCCGACGUUUUGCGACCGAAUUAGCCUAUACUCAGUUCCGAUACUACAAGGUGGUUACUCAGCGUCAAGUCUUUUUCGUUAUUUAUUAA
Molecule: messenger RNA, 1104 nt
Organism: Haemonchus placei
Lineage: Eukaryota; Metazoa; Nematoda; Chromadorea; Rhabditida; Trichostrongylidae
Source: the annotation of a GenBank genome assembly